AGAAACUUGAAAAAGGUAUAAAUAAAAAAUGGUUUCGAUAUUGCACACCAUCGAUACAUCUCAUGAGGAUAUGAUACAUGAUGCAGAAAUCGACUAUUAUGGUUUGCGGUUAGCUACUUGUUCUGCGGAUAAUACUGUAAAAGUUUACGAUAUUAAAAAUGGAAUUCAAACAUUGGCUGCUGAUUUAAAGGGUCACUUGGGCCCAGUGUGGCAGGUUGCAUGGGCUCAUCCCAGAUAUGGAAACUUGUUAGCAUCAUGCUCCUAUGAUAGAAAAGUUAUUGUUUGGAAAGAAAAUGGCAACGAAUGGAUCAAAUGGUAUGAGAACAAUGAUCACGAUUCUUCAGUCAAUUCUAUUGCUUGGGCUCCUGCAGAUCUAGGAUUAAUUUUAGCUUGUGGAAGCUCUGAUGGAUCAGUUUCAAUAAUUACAAGAAAUCCUGAUACAGGAAAUUGGGAUGUAAAAAAAAUCCACAAUGCUCAUACUAUAGGAUGCAAUGCAGUCAGCUGGAGUCCUGCUGUUAGUUCUGAAAACACAUUUGAUUUCCAGGGACGCACAGCCACAACUAAACAAUUUAUUAAACGUAUUGUUACUGGUGGAUGUGAUAAUUUAGUAAAAGUUUGGUGUGAAAAUGGAGAUAACUGGGUGGAAGAGCAUCGUUUAGAAGUCCAUUCAGAUUGGGUACGGGAUGUGGCCUGGGCACCUAGCAUAGGCCUUCCAAGAUCCCAAAUUGCUUCUUGUUCUCAAGAUAGACGUGUUGUUAUUUGGACAUCAGAUGAUACCCAUUCGAAUUGGACACCUAUUGUUUUAAAUACAUUUGAUGAUGUUGUAUGGAAUGUAAGCUGGUCUCUUACAAGUAAUAUAUUAGCUGUAUCUGGAGGAGACAAUAAAGUCAGCCUAUGGAGAGAAAAUAAUGAAGGUCAAUGGUGCUGCAUAAGUGAAGUAAAUAAAGGACAAGGACAAAUUAGCACUGAACAACGAGCUUUGUAAUUUGUAUAUUAAAUAUAAUCAAUAUAAAAAAAAUUAAUUAUAUAUAAUCAAAUUUGUUACUUUCCUUCUUAUCAAAAGAGUGUCAUUAUGCUUGAAUGCUUAAGUAGUACUUUUAAUGAUUAAUAAAUUGUUUAUUUCAAAUUUGCGAUUGUGUAGCAUGGUAAGUUAAUUGAGA
Ctenocephalides felis (cat flea) is the source of this 1160-nucleotide messenger RNA. RefSeq names its product protein SEC13 homolog (gene Sec13). Gene Ontology annotation, biological process: positive regulation of TOR signaling; protein import into nucleus; COPII-coated vesicle budding. The transcript is spliced from 4 exons. The coding region runs from base 29 to 985 and encodes 318 amino acids. The record is from RefSeq and is a predicted model, not a curated record. NCBI's taxonomy places the organism in Eukaryota, Metazoa, Arthropoda, Insecta, Siphonaptera, Pulicidae. Gene Ontology annotation, molecular function: protein binding; structural molecule activity. Gene Ontology annotation, cellular component: COPII vesicle coat; nuclear pore outer ring.